ACCCACAGACACAUUCCUUUCCUUCUCUGCUCUCAUAUUUUCUCCUCCCUCGUUUCCUCUUAUCUCAGCCUCCAUGGCUCUUCUCCUCCCCUCCCUGCUCCUCCUUUUACUCCACUCUGCCUUUGCCCAGCCUUUUCCUGGAUACUAUCCAAGUUCCAGGUUCAGGCCUAUAAGCUUCUAUAAAGGUUUCAGCAACCUUUGGGGUCCUCAGCACCAGUCAGUCUCCCAAGACCAAUCCUCCUUAACAAUUUGGCUUGAUAGGAGCUCAGGAAGUGGAUUCAAGUCAACCCGCCCUUUCCGAAACGGUUACUUUGGUGCAUCAAUCAAGCUCCAAACCGGCUACACAGCUGGUGUGAUCACUGCAUUCUAUCUUUCGAAUGAUCAAGCACAUCCUGGAUUCCAUGAUGAGGUCGAUAUCGAGUUCCUGGGGACGAUACCGGGGAAGCCAUACACACUGCAGACUAAUGUGUAUGUGAGGGGGAGUGGUGAUGGGAGGAUCAUUGGUAGAGAGAUGAGGUUCCACCUAUGGUUCGAUCCGACUGCCGACUUUCAUCACUAUGCUAUAUUGUGGAACCCUGAUGAGAUUGCAUUCUUUGUGGAUGAUGUUCCGAUAAGGAGAUAUGCGAGGAAGAACGGAGCGACAUUUCCUGUGAGGCCAAUGUGGAUCUAUGGCUCCAUUUGGGAUGCAUCAUCAUGGGCUACUGAGGAUGGCAAAUACAAGGCAGACUACCGCUACCAGCCAUUCGUUGCAAGGUUCACCAGAUUCAUGAUUGGAGGGUGCUCAGCCUACGCGCCAUCCAGUUGCCGUCCAGUAGCUGCAUCACCAUCUGGCUCUGGGCUCAGCUCUCAGCAGUAUUCUGCAAUGAGAUGGGUUCAAAGCAAUUAUAUGGUCUACGACUACUGCCAGGAUUCCAGGAGGGACCAUUCCCUCACGCCUGAGUGCUUCAGUUGAGCUAUAUAUCUCGCUAUCACUCAACUGCAUUUAUAGUCUUGGUUUAAGAGAUUGUUUGGUGUCCUUCGGUGUGCUCUUUCUCGUUCUUCUCUGAUUUUUUUCCUCGUGAAAGUGAGGGCUGCCCAACUACGUACCAUAUAUAAGUAGUUGAGGUGUUUGUGGUCUUAGAUCAAUUAUUUAGGUGUUGGUGUCGGUAUUGUAUUUGUGACUAUGUAAUAAUGUUGGUUUGGUCUAUGUAGUAAUUGAAGACAUAAAGAUAGUGAUUGUGUAAGUAAUCUUUGCAGCA
Elaeis guineensis (African oil palm) is the source of this 1238-nucleotide messenger RNA. RefSeq names its product probable xyloglucan endotransglucosylase/hydrolase protein 32. Gene Ontology annotation, molecular function: xyloglucan:xyloglucosyl transferase activity; hydrolase activity, hydrolyzing O-glycosyl compounds. The record is from RefSeq and is a predicted model, not a curated record. Gene Ontology annotation, cellular component: cell wall; apoplast. Gene Ontology annotation, biological process: xyloglucan metabolic process; cell wall biogenesis. Lineage: Eukaryota; Viridiplantae; Streptophyta; Magnoliopsida; Arecales; Arecaceae.